AUGAAUUUUAACGAGGAGGAUUGGUUCGCUUAUUCAAUUAGACUCGGGUUCAUUAAGGAGUUUAGUUAUUGUGCAUUUGAAAGUACAAGAAAAUCAUCAACUCCAUCAGGAAAUCAUUUCAUGGUACUUCAAUAUGUCGGCGAAGAACAUCUCCAAAAAUAUCUGAGUACAAAUUUUAAAUAUCUGAGCUGGGAUACUAAGAUAGCGAUGGCAAAAGAUAUUGCCAAAGGAUUAGAUCAUAUUCAUAGUUCUGAUAUUGUUCACGGAAAUUUAGCGGAAAUUCGUCAGGUCUAG
This is a messenger RNA of Acaulospora colombiana, 294 nucleotides long. NCBI's taxonomy places the organism in Eukaryota, Fungi, Glomeromycota, Glomeromycetes, Diversisporales, Acaulosporaceae. The record is from the annotation of a GenBank genome assembly.